Molecule: messenger RNA, 2170 nt
Organism: Podarcis raffonei (Aeolian wall lizard)
Lineage: Eukaryota; Metazoa; Chordata; Lepidosauria; Squamata; Lacertidae
Gene: FSD1
Product: fibronectin type III and SPRY domain containing 1
Exons: 13
Coding region: 136-1644 (502 amino acids)
Molecular function (GO): protein binding
Source: RefSeq, a predicted model, not a curated record
CCCCACCCUCCCCUCCACCCGGCCACAACCCCCCAAUCAGCUUUGUUAAUUCCACAAGAGGGAGGGGGAAAGGACCAAUUCUUCCCCCUGCCUCUCAGCAUCCUUCCUGGUCCAUGACAGAGGAAGCAGCUGAAGAUGGGGGACCAAAAGGACGCCCUUAGAAAGAUCAUCACCACCUUGGCUGUGAAAAAUGAGGAAAUCCAAAAUUUCAUCUACGUCCUCAAACAGAUGCUGCAGAACGUGGAGGCCAAUUCGGACCGAGUCCAACAAGACCUUGAGGCAGAGUUCCAGUCGCUGUUCACCCUGCUGGACGAGCUGAAGGAUGGGAUGCUGAUGAAGAUCAAACAGGAUCGAGCCAGCAGGACUUACGAGUUGCAAAACCAGCUGGCUGCUUGCACAAAAGCCUUAGAGAGCUCUGAGGAACUGCUGGAAACAGCCAACCAAACACUCCAGGGGGCAGAGAACCAUGACUUUAACCAGGCUGCUAAACAGAUCAAAGACAGCGUGACCAUGGCGCCUGCGUUUCGCCUCUCCCUCAAGGCCAAAGUCAGCGACAACAUGAGCCACCUGAUGGUCGAUUUUGGCCAGGAGCGUCGGAUAUUGCAGUCUCUGAAAUUUCUGCCAGUCCCCAGUGCCCCGGAGAUAGACACAGCCGAAUCUUUGGUGGCUGAUAACUGUGUGACCCUGGUCUGGAGGAUGCCUGAAGAGGACAGCAAGAUUGACCACUACGUGCUAGAGUACCGUAGGACGAACUUCGAAGGUCCCCCCCGGGUCAAAGAAGACCAGCCAUGGAUGGUCAUCGAAGGAAUUAAGCAGACUGAGUAUACGCUCUCUGGUGAGACAGCCCAUGCAGGGCUGAAAUUUGACAUGAAGUACAUGAAUUUCCGCGUCAAAGCCUGCAACAAAGCUGUGGCGGGAGAGUUUUCUGAGCCGGUCACUUUGGAAACGAGAGCCUUCGUGUACCGCCUUGAUGCCACGACCAGCCACCAGAAUCUCAAGGUGGAAGACCCCAGCGUGGAAUGGGACGCAAUGGGUGGGAAGGUGCAAGACAUCAAAGCUCGAGAAAAAGACGGGAAGGGCCGUACCGCGUCGCCAGUUAACUCCCCAGCCAGGUGUGUUCAGUCUCCCAAAAGGAUGCCCACAGGCCGCAGUGGAAGGGACCGCUUCACAGCCGAAUCCUAUACAGUGUUGGGUGACACACUAAUUGAUGGGGGAGACCAUUACUGGGAGGUGCGAUACGACCGGGACAGCAAAGCCUUCGCAGUCGGGGUGGCUUACCGGACUCUAGGCAAGUUUGACCAGCUGGGCAAGACGCCUUCAUCUUGGUGCCUCCACCUCAACAACUGGCUCCAAGUCAGCUUCACUGCCAAACACAACAACAAAUCGAAAAUCUUAGACGUACCGGUCCCGGACAUCAUCGGCAUAUACUGCAAUUUUCACGAAGGUUUCCUCUCGUUCUACAAUGCCAAAACCAAACAGCUCCUGCACACUUUCCGGGCCAAAUUUUCACAGCCCGUCCUUCCGGCAUUCAUGGUCUGGUGUGGCAGCUUCCACGUCUACUCGGGUUUGCAAGUCCCCAGCGCCAUUAAAUGCCUUCAGAAGAGAAACAGCGCGACGAGUAGCUCCAACGCCAGCCUGUCUUAGAAACGUGCUACUUCCCUCGUUUUGCAGGACUGGGACCCUCUGGCCGCAAGAGAGGCCUUGGGCAACUCCCAGCAGACUCUUAACUACAAAUGUUGUGGGUUUUUGGUUUUUUUGUGUGUUUUCAAUAACGGUUUGCACCACCCUCCCAGGCGCUCUUGACCCAUGCCAAAGCAAUGGGGUUCGCGGGGUUGGACUUUUGCUUAAAACACGCUCACGCCAUGAAUGUAUUAUAUCGUUUUAUCUGCCUACGAUUGUAAAAACGUUGUCAGUUAAGGGGAGGGGGGGCUCCCCAACACACCAAAUCUCCACUUUUCCCUUCGACGAGAUGUGGGGCAGAGGGUUUUGCAUGGUCAGAAAUGUAUGGAAAAGGCUGGGGGCGGGAGAGAGAGAAAGGAAAGACCAGCCCGCAAGGCUGCCGCGUGUACAGCCCAUGCUGUGUUUUGUUCUGGUUUUGUUUUUUUAAUGACAUUCUGCAGUGACUCGGUCCAAAUUCUGACGUUAUGCAAAUGAAACGAAGUAACACAGA